Molecule: messenger RNA, 5521 nt
Organism: Eupeodes corollae
Lineage: Eukaryota; Metazoa; Arthropoda; Insecta; Diptera; Syrphidae
Gene: GATAd
Exons: 8
Coding region: 1133-4078 (981 amino acids)
Biological process (GO): positive regulation of transcription by RNA polymerase II; negative regulation of transcription by RNA polymerase II; cell fate commitment
Cellular component (GO): nucleus
Molecular function (GO): DNA-binding transcription factor activity, RNA polymerase II-specific; RNA polymerase II cis-regulatory region sequence-specific DNA binding; zinc ion binding
Source: RefSeq, a predicted model, not a curated record
CAUGCAUACGUAUGUAUAUGUUGCUCUCCGUCUCCACGGUCUAUGAUUUUAUAUACAUUAUAAUAUGCUGAACUGUCUUGGUCUUCCAAGCUUCCAACUUCCAAUUCCAACAUCAAGAGCAAGACCAACCAGAAGCAGAACCAGCAAAAGCAAACGCAACGCAAAGUAAAGUACGACUGGAAGCGUCGCCGUCGCAUGCCCAUACAAUUCUUGGAAAUAUAAAAUAUUUGUGUUUUCCAUUCCCAUUCCCAUUGCCUUCCCACAUAAAAGUGAUACAAUAUAAUUCUUCGAGUUCGAGUGGAAAUGAAAUGAUAAGAAAAUAAAUCGAUUACACAGUGGAGACAGUCACAGUGCAAAUGCACUGGAAAUGAGUGUUCAAACUUCAAAUAGGAAAAUAAAAAUUCGGAUACAUGUAGAUUGUAGAGAGAUGAUGUAUGUAGAAGUAGAGUACACCUGAGUGGAAAUGUGCGUGUAUUUCUUCAUUAUGUGAAGGUGUUGUGUUUUGGUUUUAAUUUCGGAAUAUUAUUUUUUAUAAUUAUUGUGAAAUAAAGUAAUUUAAAGUCGAGUGCGAAAAUAAAAUAAUUCAGGCUAAAAAGUGAUAUUUUGACAUCUCUCUCUCAUCGUCUAUAAUUGCCUUGAAGAGCUCUCAGUCUCCAUUCCUAUAAAAUUGAAGAAAAUGAUUUAAAUAAUAACAUUUGAAAUUGAUAAUAUACAAUUAUUUGUUUUAUGUGGUGUGUUGUCCUUUGUUUGUACUUAUUUCGACAAUAAAAUAAACUAUGCUUUUGUUUUCGGCUGUGCUUUAUUCUUCGAUCUGUAUUGUCAGCAAAAUAUUAUUAUCAUCGUCGGUGCCUAUUAUAAAUUUAUGUCUUAAAAGAAAAACGUGAAAAUAUUGGUCUUCAUUAUUUUGUUAUAAACUAGCUUAGUGUGUUUUGUCUUUUGGACUUUUAAUUUUUAAAUUUAUUUGUGUACUCGAAGAGACUUUUAUUUUUAUUUUUGUGUAUUAUGUUACACGCGUAAAUAUAACCCAUAUUAAAAUAUAUAUCUCAUUUUGUUAUAAUUUCCUCAUAUACCAAUUAAAAAUUAAAAAAAAAAGUAUUAAAAACGAAAAUAAUAUCAAACAAACUAAGUAAUUAUGUGUAAUGUACCACCAAAGUUCUAUCAAGUUUGUCGGUUGUGCCUGAGUCUGGUCAAUGACUACGAUGUAGAAAAGCUUAACAUUUUCGAUUCACCUUGUAUCAAUAAUAAUGCGAGUCACCAUCAACCUCAAUCGAAGAAAGCUAAGUAUUUCCAUGAUAAUGCUGAAACAAAUAAGUUUGUUGAUGAAAGAAAUGGAUCAGAAGCUUAUCAGGGGCAGCAGAAUCUAUCAAAUAGAAGAACAGCUGACGGUCACGGGAACGGGAGCGGGAACAGGGACGGUGAUGGCGAUGGCGAUGGUGACGGUGAUUCAAUAUCAUCAUCUUCGCCUUUGUUAUUGCCAGAAAUAUUACCAACAAGCUCCCCAAAAUCACAGUCACAGCAGCAGCAGACUUUUUUGGACCGCAAUGACCUCAAGAGUGUAGGUAGAAGCAAAAUAAACGGUGGCAACGAUAGUAUUCGAGAAAAUAUAAAUGAGGGAAUUUCAAUUAAAAAUCAAAAAGAGGUGAAGUCGUUAUCAUCAAUAACACCAAUUGUGCCAUCAACAACAUCGACAAAAUCUGCUGAAAAUGUGGCGCAUCAUAUACCUUCACCCAAAACGGCUUCACCAUCACCAUCACCAACAUGGAAAAUUAAAUUAGAGCCUUCUACUGGUUCGGGGACCGCUUCGACAGCGGAAACCGAGAUAGGUAGUGGUGAUGUCAAAAAAAGUUUUAAUAGAUUUACUGCGGCGGAUACAAGAGAAGAAAAUGAAGAUGAUGAUUCAUCAUCAGAUAUUAUCGGACAGAUAUAUAACUGCCUGUCCAUUAAGGUAACACCAAAUGAUGGUCUUCCUUCAGUUGUAUGCUACGAAUGCAGAAACAAGCUAGGCGACUGCUACCAGUUUCGCCUAAUGGCACUCAAAACACAGAUCGAUUUAAAAUCAAUUCUUCAACAACAUUUAUCUAAAAAUAUUUCGGAAUCUAAACGAAGGUCUUCUGUUACACUUAACAAGGUACUUAAACCCUGUUCCGUUCGUAAAACAUCGGAAACAAUGGCGGCUACAGCAUUAACUGAACUAAGUAAAACUUCAAAUAAAAAUAACAUUAAUAAGCUUCAUCGUAUGAACGAUGUACACACAAAACUUAUAAAAAGUAUUAAACUGCCACAGAUGUCCUCCCUUGGUUCUUCUAUUGAUAACCCCAAUGAUACAAAAGAAUCAACUUCACCUUCCAUUUAUAUCAUACCUUUAAUAAAAUCCGAGUAUGUUGACACAAAUAUCAAUCAGAAUAUACCGCAAGAAUCAGCAGAAACUUUUGGAAAAGACGAUACCAUUGUACAGCAACAAUUGAAUUUCGAACAAAAAUACAUUCUCGAUAAUGAAAUUAAACAAACUAAAUCUUCCCACACCACAUCAAUCCCUCAAAACCCAGCAUUGUCUAUCGAAAACCUAACACAAUUGCAACAACACUUAGAAACCGCUGCAGUUUUAAUGGACAUCAGCAAGAAGGUUAUAAUUUCUCCUCCAAACUCGAAUCCACAGUCUCCGAAUCUCAAUACCCCAUCAAAUGAUACAUGUAUUAAUAAUUCUGUGAUAAAAUCUAAGCAAACAGCAGAUGCCAGUAAACAAACCAACGAAGAAGAAGUAAGCAUAAUCGGGAGCAAAAUAUUAAACUUAAACAAAGAAAAAGAUAUUACUCAACGUCAAAUGUCUCAAGCCCCUAUCUCUUGUAAACCAUUGCUACAUUUAAGCAAUAAUACAACAGCAGGAGGAAUCAGUAGUAGUAGUAACAAUAUGCACGAUGUACAAGUGACAGCAAUUGUCAAAAAAAGUAUUGAAAUCGAUAAAGCUGCUUUACCUCAGUAUAGUGGUUCAGAAGAAAGUUCUGACUCGGGGCGGCUGCAUAUGGAUAUUGGAUCUCUUGAUAUUGAAGAACUUGAUCGUCCGUCCAAAAAAAGCGCAACUAAUUACGAUGAUAUAAUUGAACGACAUUCUUUAGAUAGUGUUUCAUCUGAAGAACAUGGCACAGAUCCUGCAACAACACAACUUUGGCAAGCUUUAGCUCAUACUGCAGUUAAUGGUGAGGAAAGUCAUGCUACACAACUGCUCAGACAAAUGAUAAACUGUAGGUCAUUUCCCUUUCCCCUACCUGUUGGCGGUGACCAAGCUAAUAAUGUGCCCGAGGAGCCAAUAGCUUUACUUAAGAACAAUGCUGCAGAAGAAAAGUUGUCUAUUAACAUGAAAACUGGCCGCAGGAAACAGGCCUGGCCCAGCAAAUCUGACUGCAAAGAUCUACUUGAAAAUGCAGGUCAUACAUUUAAGAGCCAACAUCACUCUGAAGAUAAUUUAGAUCGCGGUAACUGGACAAAUACGCCAGGAGACAAAUCUAAGAACAAAAAUUCAAGUUUUAUUAGCAGCCAAAAAGAUAUGUCCUGCUCGAAUUGUGGAACACUCACAACUACCAUUUGGCGAAGAAAUAUUCGAGGUGAAAUGGUUUGUAAUGCUUGCGGGCUGUAUUUCAAAUUGCAUGGAGUUAAUAGACCACAUUCGAUGAGGCGCGAUACAAUACACACUCGGCGAAGACGUCCGAAAGGCAGUGAAACGGGUGGAAGAAAAAGAAACAAAAGCGCUGCAGUUAGCUCGUCAGAUAUAAGUGACCAGAAAGAAGACCUUCAAGUUUUGAAAAAUAGCAGUUUUUUUAUGGCGUUGGGUUCCAGUAAUCCAAACAAUGCCACUUUUCCUUCACAGCAUUACUCACAGUACCUGUGCUCACCACAAAAUACUCAAGUCGACAGUAAAAUACAAGUUGACAUAAAAAAAGAACGCAAUACAUCUCGAAACGGAGAAACUGAAAGCGAUAAUAGCAGUCAUGAGAAUGAGGGUUGUAACUCACCUUUAAAUUUAGUAUCAAAUGAAUCCCAAGUAAAACUUCAAAACAAUACUAACUUCAGCCGUUCAAAUUAAUAGCGUUAUACAAAAAAAAAAAAAAACAAACAAACAAACAAAUAUUUAAAAAUCGAACAAAUUUAACUUCUAAGGUAACAGCAUUAAUUUAUAAUAAAUCCAAUAAGCAAUUAAAUCAAAUUUGACAAUUAACAUGAUAUUAUUUUAUAAACGAAACAAAAGAAAAAAAAAACAAGAAAAUAUGGAUCAAAUUACUUUGAGUAUUUUAGUAUUUAUUUAGUAUAUAUAUUUAAAAGUUAAAAUUAAACAAAACAAAACAAACAAAUAAAAAUACUCAGUUUUUAAAGGAAUCAAAUAAUUAAUUAACUAUUAUUAAUAUUCACUGACGAUUGAUGAUUUCUGCAAUCAUAAAAACAAGAAAUCAUGUACUUAAUAUUGACCUUAGUUUAACUUUGGUAGAAGUAAACACGUCUUACUGACAUUCAGUAAUAUAUACUUAUAUAGUGGAAUAUAAUCAAUUAAAAGUAUAAAAAAGAAUUUGUACAUAAUUCCUUUGGCCUAAGCUGAAUGUCAUGACAACCACUAUGCUUAUGAACACUUAGUAUUAUUAUUACACUUCGAAUUUACUAAAAUUUUUUUUUUAUUAAUUAUUUUUUAACUCAAUUACUUCAUGUAUUAAACUUAAAACCUUAAUAUUUAUUAGACCGUAUACUUAUUACAAUUUUAAAUCAAAAAUACAAAAUAAACAAAAAAAAUUAAAAUUAAAAUGAACAAAUAAUAUUUGUAAAAAAGAAAACAACUAAAAAAACUAAUGUGAAAAAGUUUCUUGCCUAAAAUAUGCAAAAUGUGUGAUAAUAGAAUUACCUUCUCUUACUUUAUGUAUACUAUAUAUAUAAAGCCCUCCAUUUGGAUCGUAGUUAUGUACUAAAUCGAACAAUAUUUCAAAUUAUUCUCAUAUUUAAACAUUUUUCAAAUUAACUAACUAAACACGAAAUGAUUACAGAUAAAAAUCAUGUAAAAGCAAAUUAGAAACAUAAGAAGAACAUGCAUUGAACAGAGACAAAAAAUAAAAUCGAAAUUUUUAAAAUAUUAAAAAUAAUAUAAAAUUAAUGCUCUCAACUUUUUAUUAAACAAAAAAACAUACAUACAUACUUUUAAAACAUAUAAUAAGUAUUUUUUUAGAUCUAUAAAAUAUAUUUUAACAUUGAAAAUUAAGGAAUCAUAUAUGCAUUGCUUUAUUUUUAUAUGAAAACAAAAAAAAAAAGAAUUAAAAAAUUGUAAUAUAGUAAGAAAGAAAAAUAUAUACAAAAAAGAGCACUUUAAUAUAAUGAUAAUUAAUAAUUAACUUUUCAUCCGCGGCUAAUGAUUAUUUUGUUUGUGCAAAUUCAAGCGACAUUUUAUUUCACAUUUGUUUCCGCAUUCGUGGUUUCUGCAAAAAAAAAAAAGAAAAACAAAAAAAACAAUAUUUACAUUUUCAGAAAAUAAAGUAUUAUUUGAAACUUA